AUGUCUGGUGCGUUAAUCAACCGUUCUUUGACUACCAUAAGAACAGAGCUUGAAUUUUUACGUGAUUCUGAAGUAAUCACCGAAGCAUUAUUCAACAGAUUAGAUUCGGCCCUUCCACAAAGAUAUCAAAAAGAUUCAAAACCAUGGGAUGUUGAUGUCUUAAACUCAGCAUCUUCCGGAGUCCCAACACCUUCCCCUGUACCACAAGCACCACCUGCUGAGGUUAACAAAGUGGCAGAUUCACUUGCAAAAACAACAAUUUCCCCACCUGCUUAUACCCCACCACCACAACCACAAGUCCGUAAACCAGUUGGAUAUUGUGUAGCUCUUUAUGAUUUCCCAGCACAACAAGCAGAAGAUUUAAAUCUUAUAAAGGAUGAUAAGAUUGCAAUCAUUGAGCAUUUAUCUGAAGACUGGUGGAAGGGUUAUAAGAAUGGUACUGAUCCUGAAAAAGCUGGUGUAUUCCCAUCUAAUUAUGUCAGAAGCAUUUCAGAACAAGAGUUCAGUUCUUCAUAUUCGGAAAAAGCUAGUUAUAAUGCUCCACAAUAUAAUACUCCACCUCCACAACAACAACAACCUUCAUACGGCGGAUAUGCUCAAUUCCCACCACCAUCCACGAAUUACUAUCCUCCACCACAACAGUAUCAACCCCCACCCCCACAACAGGUACAAGAGGUACAACCACAAGAACAACAGAAUAACCGUGUUGAAGAAGGUGCGAAGAAGUUUGGUAAGAAAUUGGGGAAUGCUGCGAUUUUCGGUGCUGGUGCAACCAUUGGGUCUAAUAUCGUUAAUUCUAUCUUUUAA
This is a messenger RNA of Hemisphaericaspora subhashii, 807 nucleotides long. RefSeq names its product Pin3p (gene PIN3). The coding region runs from base 1 to 807 and encodes 268 amino acids. Gene Ontology annotation, molecular function: protein binding. NCBI's taxonomy places the organism in Eukaryota, Fungi, Ascomycota, Pichiomycetes, Serinales, Debaryomycetaceae. The record is from RefSeq and is a predicted model, not a curated record. Gene Ontology annotation, biological process: protein transport to vacuole involved in ubiquitin-dependent protein catabolic process via the multivesicular body sorting pathway. Gene Ontology annotation, cellular component: ESCRT-0 complex. The transcript has a single exon.